Molecule: messenger RNA, 1179 nt
Organism: Arabidopsis thaliana (thale cress)
Lineage: Eukaryota; Viridiplantae; Streptophyta; Magnoliopsida; Brassicales; Brassicaceae
Product: F-box family protein
Exons: 3
Coding region: 1-1179 (392 amino acids)
Source: RefSeq, marked reviewed
AUGGAGAAUGAUAAACAUAAUAAUCCCAAGACAAUAUUUAUACCAGAUGAUAUAGCUGAAGGGAUCUUUCACCAUCUUCCAAUAAAAUCACUGGCUAGAUUCAAAGUCUUAUCAAAAAAAUGGACAUCGAUGAUCGAAUCAACCUACUUUUCCCACAAACGACUCAUUCGUACAGGCUUACCAACCCCUAAUAUGAAAUUUCUUCAUAUUAGUCAACACUUUACAGCGAAUUUUGUUGAAGAAUAUUCAAACUCAAUAACUUUUCUUUUGGAGACUUUUUCUAGAGAUGAUCAAAACAACAGAAAAACUUUCGACGAAUCUCAAAAUAAAACUAUUCAAGUAUUGGGGUCUUGUGAUGGAUUGGUCUUGCUUCGGAUCCAUGACGAUUUCAGGUCCAUUUACUUGAUCAAUCCGACGACUAAAGAACACAUGAAACUUUCUCCCGAAUUUAUGCAAUGGCCAUUUACUCUUAGUUACUUAACCCCCGCAAUGGCCAAUAAACCAUGGAGACAACUUUCUCAAUCAGUAUUGGAUUAUGACAUAUCUGUGAAGAGAAUGCCGUCUCUUGCUGGAUUUGGCAAAGAUAUUGUUAAAAAAUCUUAUAAGGUGGUUUUGAUAUAUACAAGAUAUGAAAUACAUGAUCAUGAGUUCAAGGCCAAGGUCCUAUCCCUUGAUAAUGGUGAGCAAAGAGACGUAGGGUUUUAUGACAUACAUCAUUGUAUCUUCUGCGAUGAGCAAACAUCAGUCUACGCCAACGGAUCCCUCUUUUGGUUGACAUUAAAGAAGCUUAGUCAAACAUCUUACCAGCUAUUAGCUAUCGAUCUUCACACUGAAGAAUUUCGAUGGAUAUUAUUACCAGAGUGUGACACCAAAUAUGCUACUAAUAUAGAAAUGUGGAAUCUGAAUGAACGUUUGUGCCUAUCGGAUGUGCUAGAAAGUUCAAAUUUGGUCGUUUGGAGUUUACACCAAGAAUAUCCUACCGAAAAAUGGGAGAAAAUAUAUUCUAUUAAGAUUGACGUUAUAAGAACCAACCAAUUACAUGAAAAGUUUUGGAUGCUUGGUCUAGCGGCUGCCUAUUUUUCAAAUAUCAGAAAUCGUCAAGAUCAAGUUUCUUUUUUUAGACAAAGAACGAUUUCGUAUUUGCCAACAAUGAUUUCUCCUUCAAAUUUGAUGCUUUGA